This is a messenger RNA of Aplysia californica (California sea hare), 3652 nucleotides long. RefSeq lists its product as uncharacterized. NCBI's taxonomy places the organism in Eukaryota, Metazoa, Mollusca, Gastropoda, Aplysiida, Aplysiidae. Gene Ontology annotation, molecular function: DNA-binding transcription factor activity, RNA polymerase II-specific; RNA polymerase II cis-regulatory region sequence-specific DNA binding. The record is from RefSeq and is a predicted model, not a curated record. The transcript is spliced from 2 exons. Bases 265 to 2568 code for a protein of 767 amino acids. Gene Ontology annotation, biological process: cell differentiation; regulation of transcription by RNA polymerase II; anatomical structure morphogenesis.
CACGGACAAUAUUUUCGUCAGCCUUUGCGCCAGUUUAUAUUCAGUGUUUUUAAUGUUUCCAAACCAUUGUAGUGCAUCGACGUUUCCAUCCACAUUGUUUUUAGCAAUCUGGCAUCCUGUCAUCGGUUUCAGUUUGGUAACAAUACAUUCAAGUGGCCAGUGUUUCGUGGAAGCUGCUACUGCGGCGCUUGUAUUUUGUUCGUUGUUAUCAGUGUCUAUUAUGCACGGUAAGGAGUAAAAUUCCGAGUGUUUUGUGUUGUCAAUAUGUGCACGCCAACACAAGGCGCCAUGCUACCUUAUGGCCUGAAGCUUCCUUCUACGUAUUUCCCUUUUGGGCCUGGCGGGGGACUCACACAAGCCCACUUAUCAGCUCUGGAUUUCCAACGAUCGCAGAUUAACGAUUAUAACAUCAGAGUCCAGCUCGGAUUGCGGAACUACCAAAAUUCCUUAGGUCUGUCUCCGUUCCACGCAUAUAUCACCGACCCUUAUGCCCAAGCGUACUUCUACAAGCACGACCCUCGCGCCAGAUUUGUGCAAGAAGAACCCAAACCUAGUCACAGCUAUAUCGGCCUGAUCGGUAUGGCUAUUCUCAACGCCAAAGAAAAGAAACUAGUCUUGAGUGAUAUCUAUCAGUGGAUUCUCGACAACUACCCGUAUUUCCGAACCCGCGGGCCUGGGUGGAGGAAUAGCAUCCGACACAAUUUAUCAUUGAACGACUGUUUUAUUAAAGCGGGUCGAAGCGCCAACGGGAAGGGUCACUACUGGGCCGUCCACCCGGCAAACGUGGAAGAUUUUGAACGAGGAGACUUCCGACGUAGACGAGCUCAGAGGAAAGUCCGGCGUCAUAUGGGCCUGUCGGUGCCUGACGACGACGAUAGUCCGACACCGUCACCGUCACAGCCGUGGGCCCAACACGAUUCUGGUCCUGACUCGGACAGGGGUCAUUCCGAGCCUUCGGUGACUCCUGGGUCGCACGGGCUGAGAUUGGGGCUCCCGGGGAAAGAAGCCGACCUCCCCCUCCUCCCACACUCCAGCCCCAUGUACGCCCCUGCCCCUCCCCAAACCAGAAAACCCAGCAGAAAACGCCUUUUUGAUAUGGCGAGUCUUCUGGCUCCUGACGAUGACGACGAUGUUCCUGACCCCGGAAAGCGACAUGCUAGGUCAGAAAAUGACGACAACAACGUCCACUCGGCGUUCAUAUUUCAACCAAUUCCUGAGAACAGAGUCGGAGAAAACGUCAAGAGAGAGUUCAACUCUCUGCGCGACCCAGUAGCAUAUGAUCCUACUAAAUCCUGUCCUAGUCAACACGUGUUUAGCAGGGAGGGUACCCGGGAGUUUGACUUUCAAGGGAAAGAGACUUUCUCUGACAGCGAAAAUGAAAAUCGUGACGCCGACGAGGAGGACGAUAACGAAGAAAUACAAGUGACGUCAGGAGAGGAAUCUCCUUUGACACAUCUAGAAGAUUCUCGAGCUGAGGAGAAGACAUUUACAGCCCACGAGGAGGACACGAAGCCUCACUUAUCCGAGAGACAUAAUGUAGAUACAACGGGGUCUUCAGCCUCUUCCUCUUCCUCCCACAGCAUAGAGCGACGACUUAUCAGCCAGGGAUCACCAAAUAAGUCAGUUCCAGAAAAUGCAAUGGACUUAACUUCCGGUUUUUCACCUACGGUGUCACCCUCGUCAUCUUCCCCCACAGGAGUACAUUAUGGAUUGGGUCCUUCAAAGACCAGGGUCAAGAGAGAAGAUCUAAGGUCUUAUGGUCAGAUGACCACAAACGAUGACCGCACACCAAGAACCUCAAAGACCAAUGGCGAGGCAUCCAUUAACAAGGAGAUUAGCUUUGCUUCUGGUCAGGGAACUUCAAAAUUGCUAAAUGAACAAUCAGAAACCUACUCCCAAAGCGGUUUGGAAAAUAUGGCUGGUGAUAGGAGUCCUGAGGGACCACGUGACUCUGGCCAGAGGUCCCCGAGACGGACACCACAUGAAGGCAAUCAUUCUGAAAAUCCCGAGUCCGUCACAUCGCGUGGUAGUGAACUGGAAGCCACCCCGGGCAGUUCUCACAACAUACGACACGAUAAUCUUGCACAACUGCAACUACUCAGGAACGCAGACAUGAAACUCGGUUUCGAACGUGGACGUCCGACAGAGCUGGGCCCGAGACUUUACAACGGGGAGACGCAGCCCAGAUCUUCUGCCGGAGACGACCCCAGCAAACUGGCCGCCAUGGGUAUGGUCAGCGGGAUGUGCCCGAUGUCCGAGGCCCUGCGACGCUCGAGCGAGGGGGUCACCUCGUGGUCAAACAUUUCCAAAAGUCCUUCUCCCAGAGACAGACUCAGCGCCUUCAGCAGCCUGGGCCUGAGACAACACACAGCUCUCUACCCGCCACAGUUCCAGCAUAACAUCAUGCGGGCCUUCCCGGUCCCACCAGCUGGACAGCGGCUACUCCUGCCAGUCUCAGGACAGGCCGGACCCCGAGGAUCUAUCCCGCCCAGCCCUAUGCCUCGCGGACCUACUUCUUUUGACCCGCCUUCCUGCCCACAGGUGGUCAAGGACCAGAAGCAUGAGUGAGGGCUUGACCCGUGGUCAUCAAGAUGUCCCAGCAAUACAGAACUGCCACAAAAGAAAAUGGCAACAUUUGCAAACAGCAAGAACGCGUGACGUCUGCUCGUCUUCAGGGGCUGAGAGUGCCGCAGAGACAACGGAGACAAGGGAGAGACAACUCCAGAGUGCGCAAAAUUGGACGUUUCUCAAGCCUUGUGAUCUAGAUGGGGCCAAAAAAAAGGAAUAAAAAUUGGAACUAAAUAACUUAAUGUUCUGUUUCAAUGAAAUGUGUUGGGAGCUUUUCCCCUCGAGAAAAAUUCGAGGAUCUUGGACAAUCGUGAAAGAGACGGCGGUUUUGACCCGUAUGACCGCAGUAUUCUUUCCUGGUGAUUCUUUGGUAAAUACGUUUUGGGUCGUGUGGUUUAUUUGGUGGAGCAAGUCAGACACAAUCUUUUGUGUCUUGUUUCGUUUCUUGGAUCAUUACCAUGAAGAUGUUUUAAUGUUCACUUUUAACUGAGAUAAUAUAUUGAUGUUACAGAAGGCAGUUGUUCACUGCAAACAAUUAAUUGAUGUUUGGUUUUGUGGUAGCAUUGUCUGUUAAUACUCACCGAUCUCUACAAAAUGGUUCGUCUGUAGUGUGGUCAAAACAAUGCAUUUAUGUCGUUAAUAGUAAAUUUAUGUUGCGAAUUCUUGAAUUUAACCUCUCAUUCGGCAUGGCUUUAAGGACCUAGUGUUUUAAUCAAAAUUAAAUUUAAUGAAAUUACGAACAUUAAUUUUACGUCCUUUUUUUGCAGGAGAAUAACAGUUGUCUGAGAAACUCAUUGUCCCACUCCCAUUUUCCAUUAAUGAUAAUUAUGACCUUUAGGAAAUUCGACUCAGUUUUACAAAAUCCUCUACCCAUUUUAGUGAGAACGUCGUAGAUUGAAUUAAAUACUCGAAGAUAAAAAGAGUCCCCGAGAGAGGGGUGAAACAACAGUAAAGACAGGUGUGUGGAAAGAUUUUUGUUGACCACAGUGUCAUUUGGCCAAAUGUUGUGGGGCACCUUUUCUGGCAAGUUAAUGUUGCUUGUAGGGAGCUUAGAACAUACGUGCCAGGGGCAGCGAAAAAAUAA